Messenger RNA from Durusdinium trenchii, 4980 nucleotides. The record is from the annotation of a GenBank genome assembly. Lineage: Eukaryota; Dinophyceae; Suessiales; Symbiodiniaceae.
AUGGCCCGGUGGAGACAGCUACUCUGUGGUCUUGCGGUGCUGAUUGGCGUGAGUCAAGCUCAGACUGAUGCUGUGACGCCUUGGUUGGACGUCUGCACCUCGGAGGAUUUCCUCAAUUACCGAGCUCAGCUUUGUCCUGCCACUUUUGUGGUAUCAACCUUGGCCUUCAAUCCGCUCUAUCCCUUGGCGAUCUCCAACGUGACGAUCAUUCUCCAGCCAUCCGAAGAUUUGCAGAGCAGCAUUCAGACAACACAGUUCAUCGAACUCAAUCUGCCUGGCUUCGAGGCAAUUGGAACUACAAAUGUUGCGAAUGCCAACUUAAGGGACUUGCCCAUCACUGCUGGCAACACAGUGCCACUGGGAGUGGAUCCACUCUUCGGCUACAAUACUUAUGCGAAUCCGCUCUUCACUGACUUUGCCCAGUACAACAUCCGGACACGGCUCUUGAGACUCAUGGUCAGAACUGGAAACUCCUUGCUGUCCAACAGGGACACGGAGAUCACUGUGUGUUGUAUGAAACUCCCAGCUGCAUCCCCAAAGGACUUUACUGGCUACACGAUUUCCGGGCCGACCUCCUUGGACACCAUCGUGACGAUCCCGGAGGAGCCAAUUCUGUCGACGCCAUUCAUUGAUCCAGGCUUGCAAUGGGAGUUCUUGAGGGUGUCCUUUGAGCCACCGAUCUCGCAGCACGUCACGAUCAUCCACCUGACCUUGCGCCCUGCGAAUGCCCUGACCGACCGUGCACGGAUCAUUCUGAGCAUGCCAGAGAUUACGCGGGUGAACAAUGUGAGUGGGGAGGUCUCAUUCAACACCGCGAACAGCAUCAGCGGAGCUGAUUGGAUGUUCUUCGAGAGCUCAGCUCUGUGGGAUGCAGGAGUUGGCACACUCACCUUCUUCCUGCGACAGGGCAAGGUGCUGCUGGCCAGCCGGCAAGUGACACUGUCCACCAACCCCGGGGAGUUUGAGCUGCCUGUUGAGCUUGCGGCGGACAGCCCCACGUUGACGGUGUCUGCACGAUCCUUCGACAACAUUGAUGAAGUGGUGCGGGAAACACCAGUGACUCAGUCCAGCGCGGUUCCUCAUGUGCGCAACUUCACCUUCACCAGGUUGGCCUACACUAACAACGUUGCCAACCAGCAGACCAAUGUCCUCUUCCACUUCAUGACGAACCGACCGCUCUUUGCCGGAUCAGUCAUCUAUCUCCGCUUGUCUGGCUUCACAGCUCAACGUGUGGAAGUGCCCCUGAAAGGGACCACCAAGGUGCAUUUCCGAGAUGAAAGCGGAUACUUCAAUCUCCCGGAGAAUAUCCUGGAACUCCACAUUACCCGAACCAUCUAUUCGGAUGAGUCAUUGUUUGAGCUGGAAAUGGUGGAGCUGAUUCUGCCACCAGCGCUUUAUGCCAAUGACACCUCCUUGCUAGCUUGGAAUUCGGAUCCAGGGGCUCCGCAGCAGCCGGUGGACGACUCUCCGAUGGUGGGCAACGGCUACAAGACCUUCAAGCGAUCGCAGUUGGCCUUCGAGCCCUCAGAGCCGAGGUUGGCUGCCAACAUCACCUUCACGCUGGAGCCGUCGAUCGUCUUCUACCAGGGGGAUAUGAUCGUGAUCCACAUGUAUGGCUUCGCGUGCACGGCAACCACCAUCCCACUUCUGGGCCCGGAUGCCUUUCGCGUUGAGGGCCAAGCUGCUUCGUGGACUCCGGAGGAGAGCAUGCUGGUGUUCACCACUGCGCAGAACGAGAUCAUUAGCAAUGCCGCUCCCUUCCGAGUGAGCAUUGGCCGGGACGUCAACUUUCGGCUCCCAGACAAGCUCAGUGAGAACGACGGCAUUCUUAGAAUAGAAGGUAAAGGAGCUGAGGGGGUUCUCAUUGACCUGGAGCCUGUGAAAAAGAUCCCGAAAAUCGGAGACGACAAGUACGUCAUCGAGUCCCGCGUGGUCUUUCAACCACAGGAUGAGUCGGUCAAUGCCUUCACCCGGAUUAGCUUCUCCAUGGUGCUGAAUACCGAUGUCUUGCCCAAUUCGACCAUCUAUAUCAAACUGGGUGGUCUCGUUCGUGAUCCUGGUCGGACGAAUAUGGUGGGCGUGCAAGGCCCGGCGCGCUCGGGCGAGAUCAAGCUCUCGGGCGCCAACGGGCCGCUCUUCCGCGGCGAGGUGGGAUACUGGGACCAGGACCAGGUGCUUCUCACGGUGCAGAUGAUCUCCACGGUGCAGAUCUACGCGGGCGAGCGUGUCCGUUUCUUCAUUGAGAGGGACCAGGACUUCAAGUUGCCUUUCUCCGCCUAUCCCAACGACCCCUCCUUCAGGUUGGCGGUGCCGGAGGCUGGUAUCCCUGAGCGGCCCUUCUUGUUUUCCACACGGGUCAGCCAACAAGGAAAGGAAUUUGGCGUCUCAGAGAUUUUCUACGGAUCUCGCGGUGCAGUGGCAUAUCCGAACACAGUGGUGGAGUUCAACUUCAGGUUUCAGCCCAAUGUGAACCUCCCGGCGGGCACCACCGUGAGACUCACGCUUCCUGGCUUUACCUGCCCCUUUACCAGCGUUCCAAUUGGAACCCAAGAGGUGCCAGUGCUCGGUGAGAAGGACUUAAGUGACUUUAUCCGCUUCGGACAAUGGAACCAGAUGGAUAACACCUUUGAUUUGGUGGUGCCUGUUGGACAAGCGAUCUAUCGACAGCUGACGACGGUGCUGCGCAUCAUGCAGUCGGGUGGCUUCCGCUUGCCGAUCACUCCGCUGCUCCCUGAUGAUACGCGCCUAACGAUCCAAGCCAUUGGGAAUGUCGUGGUCUUCGAGGAGCCCAUCAAAAACUCUCCGCGGGUGGUUGACCGAUCUUUCCAGGUCUCGGAGUUCAUCUACGCGCCGCCACAGCAGGAUAGUAUAUUUCAGCUGAAGAUGCUGCUGCAGCCCACUGUGAACAUCACGCACGCGAAUGACAUCGUACUCUUUCUGUGUUUCCUGAGGCGAUCCGAAUUCGACCUGCUGUCCUUGCAAGAGUUCAGAAGAGAAGCGUUGAUCCAAUAUUCCAACACGAAUCAAUCCGAACCUUUGCGAAUCCUCAUCUUCUUCUUGUUCACGGUUUCCGCCCUGUCGGCACCUGCCUUUGCUCCCAGCAACGCAGCACUCUGGUACUAUGCUUUGGCGGUGCUCUUCUCAGUAGUCUUUGGCUUCUUAUUCGUGCGGGAGCGGGGGAAACGAACCGCUCAACUGGUGCGCUUGGAGAGAGAGUAUGCCAUCGGAGACCUGCCAGUGGAGCUGUUUAAUCCGACUCUGGCAGCCUCCAGAGGCUUUGAGCUACAGGCACUGCGCGGCUCGAAGCGCGUGGUGGCGCUCUUCGGCAGCUUCCAGCAGGUGAAGGAAAGCCUCCGAUCGGCGCGGCCCUACCGGAGGCGCUUUGUGCAAAGCGACGUCCUUAUACUUCCAGUCUGCUCCUCCUUGGAGGGUGCCGACGAGGUUGCCUUUGCUGCCUGGGGUGAGGCUGGUCUUCGUGCCAGUCGGGAUUGGCUGGCAAGGCCCCAGGCCUUACGCCGCUGGAGGAGCUACUUUCAAGGAAUACUGGAAGACAAGGAAGUAGCUGCUGGCCAGAGUUUGUGGGUGGGUCUCAGCUUAAAGGGACGGGUCUUUGGAAGUGACUUUGGCAUCCCCAUUUGGGAUGAGAUUUUGGCCGCCAUGCCUCCCACCAAAGCGCUGUCCUCCACGGAAGAGCUCUUCGCCCUGGCAGAGACCAGCUGCGGAGCACUGGAGGCGCAAAAAGACUUUUACGACGCACUCACCGGCGGCGACGUGGAACGGAUGCGAGGACUUUUUGAAGCGAAAGAUGAUGCCGAGCUGAGUGCCGCCCUUCAAGUGGAGCAAGAGCAAAGCAAUCUCAGCGGCUGGGACAUGGUGUUAGCCGCUGAGAAUCGUCCCCAGCUGGUCACUGCGAGCUUUGACUGCGUGAAGCAAUCCGAGACCCGCGCCAUCACCACAUGCAUCGAAUUUCCCGUCCUCGGGCCGACGCUACUGGCGACGCAGCUAUGGGCUCGCAGUUCUGAAGGCGAGCCGUGGCGCCUUCAGAGCCAUCGAAGCAUUCCCUACGCCAGCGGGGUGGAAGCGCGGGUGGCCCUGCGCUGCGACCACCGGGGGUGCAUUGCCUUCGGCAAGCCCGGCUUCCGGAACUCCUUGUCCAAAGUGAACAUUCACAUCAUGGGCGAGGACCGUGGGAGGAUCCAAGACUCCAUGGGCAGUUGGAAUGAGACCACCGCGCGGCUAACGCUGAAAGUGCCACUUAGAGAAGUGAUUCCAGCAUUUACAAUGCUGGAUCUUCGAGUAGAAGAGAGCCAGGGCUUCAUCCUGCCUUCAGCCCUCAAUGCCAAUGACACGUCGUUACGGAUCUCGUCCUUGAAUAACAUCCAGGAAGAGCCGAUCAAGACGUCGCCCAUGGUGGGCAACGGCCCCUUCACCGGACACUUGUACUGCAUGUUCCAGUACGAAGUGGGAACGCGAAGCCCUUCGCCGAUUUGCCCCACGGCCAUUGACUGCAAUCCGCCGUUGACGGACCCGUGCAACCCCUCGGAGCUGACGAGGUGUGGUUGUGAUGCUCGCGUGGACGAGAUUUUCCCGAUGAUGGUCCUGGGCUUCAACCUGCAGAAUGAGGAUUCCGUGCACUUCUUGCCCUAUGACCAGCUUUGCAACUUUGAUCUCAUAGGCCCCACGAUCCUGAACCCCUUCAGCGAGCCGCUCAGCCAGACGGUCUCCGAGAAUCGAGAUCAGGUCACCUACGAAGGAAUGACCUCGAUUUCCACGGGCAUUUACCGGGUUUGUGCCAACCAUGUUGGCCGGCUCUAUGAUGUGGGCAUGGUCAUUGUCCGGCCAUCCUGUCAAGUGCCACUGGUGCUGGUGGACGGUGCGUGUGUGGAGCAUUGUCCGCGCACGAAAGUGCCAGUGGCUGGCAAGUGCAUACGAGACACCAUGGCGUUCCAUGCAUUGGACACUGUGGACGGGCUGGGGUGA